AUGGCUAGCAAGCCUAAUUCGAAGAGAACGAUAUAUGUGGGUGGGUUAGCAGAGGAAGUUGAUGAAAAGGUAUUAAAUGCAGCGUUUGUGCCCUUUGGUGAUCUUGUUGAUGUUCAAAUACCUCUUGAUUAUGAGACAGAAAAGCACAGAGGUUUCGCUUUCAUUGAAUUUGAAAACGCUGAAGAUGCUGCAGCGGCGAUAGAUAAUAUGAAUGAUUCAGAACUAUUUGGACGUACCAUUAGAGUGAAUAUUGCAGCACCACAAAGAAUCAAGGAAGGUUCAACACGAGCUGUUUGGUCCGAAGACACCUGGUUACAGAAGCAUGCAGGUGAAACUUUGAAUGUCGACAAAGACAGUGAGGAGACAAAACAAAAAACAGAUUCAGAUACAAUUCCAUCUAAACCAGCAGAAAAACAGAAGAAUCCUCAAGUAUACUUUGAUAUAAAUGUUGGUAAACAAGAAAUUGGUAGAAUUAUAAUGAUGUUGAGACCUGACAUUGUACCAAAGACUGCAGAAAACUUUAGGGCAUUGUGCACCCAUGAAAAGGGGUUUGGUUAUCAAGGGAGCAGUUUCCACAGAAUUAUACCAGAUUUUAUGUGUCAAGGUGGUGACUUCACUAAUAAUAAUGGUACAGGAGGGAAAUCAAUAUAUGGCAGAAAGUUUGAAGAUGAAAACUUUACAUUGAAGCAUACUGGCCCUGGUAUUCUAAGUAUGGCCAAUUCUGGACCUAAUACGAAUGGAUCUCAAUUCUUCUUAUGUACAGCCAAGACUGAGUGGUUAGAUGGGAAACAUGUUGUAUUUGGUCACGUCAUAUCUGGCUUAGAUGUUUUGAAAAAGAUGGAGAGAUAUGGAAGCAAAAGCGGAACGCCGUCAGCCAAAGUUUUUAUAAGCAACUGUGGAGAAUUACAA
Molecule: messenger RNA, 909 nt
Organism: Brenthis ino (lesser marbled fritillary)
Lineage: Eukaryota; Metazoa; Arthropoda; Insecta; Lepidoptera; Nymphalidae
Source: the annotation of a GenBank genome assembly